UUUCAAAACUGCAAGCGAGAGAUAGAGAGGGAGAGAGAGAGAGAGAGAGAGAGAGAGAGCAUGGCGUCGAGAGGGGGAGGCCUCAAGGGUUACUACAGGCAGAAGAAGAGCAGCGGCAGCAUCGGAAAAGCAGCUACAACGGCGUCAAAGGCGAAGCAGGGCGUUAGUUUGGGCGCCCCUUCACCACAACCGGCUGCCUUGGUCACAUCCUCCGGCGGAUCCCUUGACCUGAGAGAUGAUGUUAAUCAGGACGAGGAGAUCCUUAGGCAGUUUGAUCUGGACAUGAGCUUUGGACCGUGCCUUGGGAUUAGCAGAAUGGAGCGCUGGGAACGAGCUGAUCGCCUAGGCCUGAACCCACCCAAGAACGUGGAGAGCCUUCUGAAAGCAGGCAAUGCAUCCCUUGAUUGCCUCUUGGAAGGGCGCGUUUAGAAUCAUUGUCGGUUCCACGUUUUCACUGUGAAAAAAAAAAAAAGAAAAAGGAAAAAUCUUUGAUGGGCAGUGGGUUUCUGCUGGUAUCAGAGAAAAGCUUCCACGAAUGUAAAAUGUUAGCUUCUGCUGUUCUUCUUCUUCGUGAAGAAGUCUCUGCAACCUUGCUGGUGACUUUGUAAUGUGGUUAUCUAGCCGUUUCCCUUUAUCCUACUUAAAUUUGGCGUUUGAUUCGCAGUUUCCCCUA
Molecule: messenger RNA, 673 nt
Organism: Nymphaea colorata (pocket water lily)
Lineage: Eukaryota; Viridiplantae; Streptophyta; Magnoliopsida; Nymphaeales; Nymphaeaceae
Exons: 2
Coding region: 61-429 (122 amino acids)
Biological process (GO): DNA-templated DNA replication; DNA synthesis involved in DNA repair
Cellular component (GO): delta DNA polymerase complex
Molecular function (GO): DNA-directed DNA polymerase activity
Source: RefSeq, a predicted model, not a curated record